Messenger RNA from Anopheles nili, 2117 nucleotides. RefSeq names its product ras-related protein Rab-7a (gene Rab7). Gene Ontology annotation, molecular function: GTPase activity; GTP binding. NCBI's taxonomy places the organism in Eukaryota, Metazoa, Arthropoda, Insecta, Diptera, Culicidae. Gene Ontology annotation, cellular component: lysosome; phagocytic vesicle; late endosome. The transcript is spliced from 5 exons. The record is from RefSeq and is a predicted model, not a curated record. Gene Ontology annotation, biological process: endosome to lysosome transport; phagosome-lysosome fusion. The coding region runs from base 144 to 770 and encodes 208 amino acids.
UUUAGUUUCGUCGUAACAAAGUUAUUCUGCAGUUUUUAACGUGAAAAGAAAAACAAUCCUCUCCGAAAAGGAAACCCGCACACCCGCUAUCGUUGAACACAGUAUCUACGUGAAGUAAAGCUAACUAGGAUCAAGCAUACGAGAUGGCUACCCGUAAAAAAGCGUUGCUGAAGGUGAUCGUCCUUGGAGACAGCAGUGUCGGAAAGACUUCGCUGAUGAACCAGUACGUGAACAAACGCUUCACAAACCAGUAUAAGGCGACGAUUGGAGCUGACUUUCUCACGAAAGAAGUGGUGAUCGACGAGAGAGUCGUAACGAUGCAGAUCUGGGACACGGCCGGUCAGGAGCGGUUCCAAUCGCUCGGUGUGGCCUUCUACCGUGGGGCGGAUUGCUGCGUGCUGGUCUAUGAUACGACUGCACCCAAUACAUUCAAAAAUCUCGAAUCCUGGCGAGACGAGUUUUUAAUACAAGCUAGUCCGCGUGAUCCCGACCAUUUCCCGUUCGUUGUGCUGGGAAACAAAAUAGACUUGGAGAACCGUGCAGUGUCGACGAAACGUGCUCAACAAUGGUGCCAGACAAAGAACGACAUACCGUACUUUGAAACAUCGGCCAAGGAGGGCAUCAACGUUGAUUUAGCUUUCCAAACUAUCGCCAAAAAUGCAAUAGCCCAAGAAUCGGACACCGUUGAUCUCUAUAACGACUUCCCCGACCAGAUCAAGUUGAACACGCGGGAUAGCCGACCACGAAGCGGGGACAACUGCUCGUGCUAAUAUUAUCGAAUUAGACAAUUUGACCGCCCCCCUUCUGACACAGCAACAUCAGGCGACAGUGGUGCGUUCGGCGCCAUCCUCAAUAGUAGCAACAACAGUAGCUUCAGUCUCAGCAGAAGCAGCAGCUGUAACAGCAGCGGCGAUAGCAGCAACAGCAGCGCCAGCAUCAGCAGCAAUAGAACCGCUGGUUGUGCUACUGCAAUAGACAAAUUACUUCCCAGAUGAAAUAGUAUCGUAACAAUUUCGGCGGAAGCUGAGUGCAACAGUGUGCAAGAUGCAACAGAUUUUAAGUAUUUGUUGCUACAUGUUUCAUUUUUUUCGGUAGAUCGAUUUCUUGUCUUAUAGGAUAUAUGGUGAAACAGUUGAGAUGCAGUUUUAGGAGUUAGCAUGUAAGGGUGAACCGUUCUUUUUGGAGCCGCAAAAAAAACAAAAAUAUUAUUGAAAAUUCAGAGGCUGCAAUCGCAAUAAGCACGUGCACCAAGAGUGUUAUUUUGUGUCUUUGUAUUUGUUUAAAUUGUUAAUGCUAAAUUCACCAGCAGCCUGCAUGCUGCUUCCACAGAUAAGCUUACUUUGGCGCGCACCCCGCUUACAGCUGAGGCAGGAUUCGAUAGCUCACGCAAAAAUAACCAUGUUGUGUAGUACUAUCGAAGCCGGCGAUCUACCCAAAUAGUACCGCCACACACUCGUACAUACAUAGUAAUGACACUCGGGAGCGAUCUUCCACUCUACCUACGCGACUCCGCAAAACAGUUACCGGUUACAUACGCUUAUGAAACCGGCCCAUCAUGGUUCGGCUAAGCUUACCCCGGCCCCGUUUUGCAGCAAAAGGAAAACAAAUAGAAAAAUCCGCUUGUAAUGGGUGUUUUUGUGUGUGUGCAUUUGUGUGAUUGAUGGAUGGUAGUGUGCUGUUGUACAUUUUUCCUAGAAUCGAAAAAACAGAUCCAAAACUGUUCGGCCAACCAUUGAUAUAAGGCGAUGGUAAUAAGCGACACGUUCAUUGUUAAAAAUCUAGCUAAAUUACGCGGGCAUGCAACGCAAAAUACGACCGCCCAGGCAACAAACCAUCCUCUAGUAGACGUUAAAGCAGCGAUGAAGCCAACUAAGCUGAAGGGGCGCAUGGGGCUCACGAAAUGUGGAAAAGGAUCGAAUUCGAUAAUCACGCCAGGGAACGAACAAAUGGCGUGGAAUAAGAAAAAAACAUGUGUAGAAAUAGUAAUGCGGUAAUUGAUAAUUCUAUCGAACCUUAUACAUAUAACAUAUAUAUAUUAAAGAAAAAAAAAGUAUAUCUCUUAGAGAAAAGAAACAUAAGUAGAAGUAUGAUUUUCAUGGUUUGCACUCCAUCGCUUC